CAUCGUCCUGCCGGUCGAAAAAAAUGGAGGAAAAGAUUAUUGUCGCUGUCUGUGGGCACCCCGAACUUUACGAUACAACUCUUUAUGCUUACCGAAACCGGAGCUAUAAAGAUAAAGCGUGGAACAAGGUCGGAGAAGCCGUGGGACUACCUGGUACGUUUUGAAUAGGAGAUCUGCCGCUGUAGGUGGAAAAGUCUCAGAGACACGUAUCAAAGAGAGAAGAGAGAGAGAGCAGCGAGAAGCGCAGUGGGAGUGCAGCUCAGUCCACUAAAAAGUGGAAGUACGCUGCGGUCCUGUCGUUCCUCGACUCAUUUAUGACUCCGCCCCCGACGCGUCCGACGCGUCUGGUGUGAACACCCUUUUUUCGACGCGCGUCAAGACUGCUGCGUCAGACGCGUAGAGAAUUUUUUCGACGCGUCCGGUGUGAACGCACCAUUACUUCUGAGCUCUAGCUUCCUGAAAGGUGUAACCUGAAAAACAGGCAUGAUGGUGAGGUGCUGUGGACUGCUCAAUGCCAAUAAGGAACCAGUUCCUCUGAAGAGCGUGGAGGUGGAGCUGGAGGUGAGGGACCAUGUGGCUACAGUGGUCUCCACUCUGAACUAUGAGAACAAGGAGGACAAACCACUAGAGGCGGUGUUUGUCUUCCCUCUGCCCGGAGAUGCUGCUGUCUGUCAUUUCAGUGCUACGAUUGGACAGACGCAGAUUGUAGCCGAGGUGAAGGAGAAGCAGGAGGCCCGUGAGGAGUAUGACGAUGCUCUGAGCUCCGGUCAGCAGGCCUUCCUGUUGGAGGAGAGUGAGCAGAGUCCGGAUAUAUUCUCCCUGAGUGUGGGCAGUCUGCCUCCAGGAGAGAGCGCCUCCAUCAGGCUGGAGUACGUCACUGAGCUGGCUGUGCAGGCUGAUGAAGGGCUGAGGUUUUGUCUGCCUGCUGUGCUCAACCCUCGCUACCAACCUCAGGGGAGUGGAGAUAGUGAAGGUGGCAACGUUCAGGUGACCCCUGUUCAGGUGACCUCUGUUCCAGCCUCUCUGGUGCCCUACAGUCUGUCUUUCUCCGCCCGAGUGUCCUCUCCUCGUCCCGUCGUUAAAGUAGAGUCCAACUGUCCCCUGGACCCUCUUCAGUACCUCAACACAGAGCAAACCCAGACCACGGUCAAGAUGGCUGCAGGACACAAGUUUGACAGAGAUGUUGAACUGCUGAUUUAUUACAAAGAUGCCCACCAGCCCACUGCUGUGGUGGAGGCGGGGCGGGCCUCUUCCGAGCCUGGCUCUCUGAUGGGGGAUCCAGUGGCGAUGCUGAGCCUGUACCCUGAGUUCCCGAAGGCUGUGAUGUCUUCAGUCGCUUCAUGUGGAGAGUUUGUCUUCUUAUUGGAUCGAUCUAGCAGUAUGCAGGGGGCGCGUAUGAAGAGUGCCACGGAUACUUUGCUGCUCCUGUUGAAGAGCUUACCGAUGGGCUGCCACUUCAACAUCCACAGCUUUGGGUCCAGUUAUGAACACAUCUUCCCUGAGAGUGUAGAGUACAACCAGAAGACCAUGGAAGAGGCUCUGAAAAAUGUUGAGGAGAUGAAAGCUAACCUGGGAGGAACCAAGAUUCUGGAGCCACUGAAACAUAUUUACAGCCAGCCCUGCAUUCCCAGUCAACCUCGACAACUAUUUGUCUUUACUGACGGAGAGGUGGGGAACACCAAAGAAGUCAUAAAUCUGGUGAAGCAGAAUUCAGGUUCCCACAGGUGUUUCUCUUUUGGGAUUGGGGAAGGGGCCAGUUCUGCUCUUAUCAACGGGUUGGCCAAGAAAGGAGGAGGUCACGCUCAGUUCAUCACAGGGACGGACCGGAUGCAACCCAAAGUGAUGCAGUCGCUGCGAUUUGCUCUGCAGCCAGCUGUGCAGGACAUCUCAGUCAAGUGGGAUUUGCCAAAGGGAGUUUCUGUCAUUGCUCUCUCUCCACCAAUCACAGCCCUCUUCCAGGGUCAAAGGUCACUGGUUUAUGCCCAGCUCACUGGACAGAGUUCAGAGGCAUCAGAGGGCUGUGUGACGGUGAAGUACAGCCUGGCAGGUCAUCCCUCUCAGAACCAGCUUCACUUCAGUCUCAAACCUGCAGAGGACACUGGAUUAACGGUCCACAGGUUGGCUGCUCGCACUCUGAUUCGCUCCCUGGAGAUGGAGGAGAGAGAGCGCAGAGGACAGGAAGAUGGAGGAGGGAAGAAGAAGGUGGUGGAGCUCAGCGUCCAAUCAGGAGUGAGCAGUGCCUUCACUGCCUUCAUCGCUGUCAACAAAGGCAACAGUGAAGUUAUUCAAGGGCCUCUGGUGCGCAGAAAUGUUCCAACACCCAUGUUGAUGUCCUGUGGUAUGAUGAGGAGCCAUUGUGUUCCGAUGUCAUGUGAUGCCCCUGUGAUGAUGUCUCUCUCAACAGCUCGUAAGGAGAAAUCUAAGGAAGGCAAAGCCCGAAAGUUUUUCUCUAAUAGAAGGAAUAUGUCAGUUACCUCGAUGAAGCAACAGGAGAAGUCUCUGCAGCAUGAAGGUGCUGAUGAGGAUGAUGGUGCUGAUGCGAAGCUACAGGAGAUGACUCUGCAGCAUGAAGAUUUGGAUGAUGAUGAUGAGAUUCGCAUUAGACCUACUCCAUGCAGCUUGAUAACGAUGUACGAUGGAUCUGUUGACUGCAGCUUGGAAGAGAUUCCCAUUAGACCUACUUCACGCAGCUUGAUAAAAAAGUCUUUGCCCACUCAGCCACCCAGAGACCCGUUGCUGCAGCUGGUCUCCCUCCAGAAGGCGUCUGGCUGCUGGGUGCUGGAUCCAGAUCUGGCUGCUGCACUGGGAAAGACCGGCGAGGAGCUGGAAAAGCCCAAGCCUGCAUCGGUGAACCAGGAAGUGUGGGCCACCAUUCUGGCUCUGGUCUGGCUUCAUGGUUUCAAGAUGGAUGCUCAGGAAGAGUGGGAGCUUCUGGCUAUGAAGGCUGUGUCAUGGCUGCGAGCUCAGAAAGCCUCCUGUGUGACGGAGUGUGUGGAUGCAGGAAACGCUCUGUUGGGUUGCACCGUGCAGAAAGACGCCCUGGGGCUCUGAGGGAUUCAUUAAAGUACACUUCUCCUUCAGGAGUGGUACACAGAUGCAGA
Pseudoliparis swirei is the source of this 3101-nucleotide messenger RNA. Its product is annotated as von Willebrand factor A domain-containing protein 5A-like. NCBI's taxonomy places the organism in Eukaryota, Metazoa, Chordata, Actinopteri, Perciformes, Liparidae. Bases 484 to 3051 code for a protein of 855 amino acids. The record is from RefSeq and is a predicted model, not a curated record. The transcript has 24 exons.